Messenger RNA from Melampsora larici-populina 98AG31, 1275 nucleotides. RefSeq lists its product as uncharacterized. The record is from RefSeq and is a predicted model, not a curated record. NCBI's taxonomy places the organism in Eukaryota, Fungi, Basidiomycota, Pucciniomycetes, Pucciniales, Melampsoraceae. Bases 1 to 1275 code for a protein of 424 amino acids. The transcript has 9 exons.
AUGGCAGCCGGUCAAGUAGAACACCGUACUUUGGAGAGCCGAGACAAUAGCUUCUUUUGGGGAGAUGGUCUGCUUAUAAUGGAGGAAGCAAGCGAAGCUGAGCAAAGUAAACUGGUUUUCAAACUGGGCAAAUCGUUUUUGGAGACUUAUAAUAAUAAGAAAUGGUCUGUAAGGCUCUGUUUUGGCUGUGGUCGUGAAGGCGAACUCAAAUUUUUUCGAGAGGUAUUCCUCACUCCACAGAGUAAGCCAGACCAAUGGAGGGAAGUGACUAUCGGGAGGGCGCCAGAAAUCUUGAAAUGGUUCGAUGACAGUUCUGAUUAUGAAGCCCUUUACUUCAAAGUAAUUUUAUUGCAUCAAGUAUUUGGAGGUACUGUCAUGAUCGGUCUAGACCGUGAAUUAGAUGUUCUGAAAAAAUCGAUGCGUCGAAUGCGUACCACAAUUGACUGUUUCCAACCUCGCUCGAUGGAUAUCACUCGUCUCGUCUUUCAUCCAAAGCGUGGAGGAAUUGUUAAGAAUCUAUAUGUUCCAAGUCAUAUACUUACAAAGUAUGAAUACUUUCAAUUAUUGCACUCUCAAGACUUUUCUGAAACCUUACAAACAGAUGAAUCUUUAUCUCUAUCGGAAGAUCCAGUCCCACAAGAUGUGGGAGAGUUGUUUGCUGAAGAUUCUGAUGAUGAAUGGGACAUUGAUGAAGAUCCUCGCGAACCACAAAAAGGAGAUACAUUCAAAGCCACCAUUCACAUCAGGGAUACAGCUCGGCGAACUUAUCAGGCAUUUCUAGACUAUGCUUUUUGCGGGGCUCUGUACUUUGCUCCUCUUCGGUCUACGUACCGACAAUUUCAGCAAGAGUGUCAAGUCGAUAUUUUACCAUUUCCUCCAUGCGGUCCCCCGUGGCCUCCUGCUUGGCCUGUGUGGGCCACAUCUUUUAGUAUGUCUCAUACUAAUGUACCAGGGUACAAAACUAUCACAAGCCCCAAGAGCUUAUAUCGCUUGGCCGAUAUGUUAAUAAUUCCUGAAUUGAAAGCCAUAUGUCGAAAACGGGUUACACAUUCCUUGAAGGUUGAUACUGUGGUAUCUGAGAUUCUGAGCCCGAUGUUUCAACGACAUCAAGAAUUACGUAUGUCGGCUUAUGAGUUUGUACAAAAAAAUUGGAAAUCUAUUGUACAAAAAGGUGACAUGAGUAAGAUAUUUAUUAAUUUAUCACCUGAAGAAGCAGCACUUCUUAGUGAAACUGUGUUUAAGAAUCUCAUCACAUCUCCGAAAACUAAGAGCUAG